AUUUCUCCUACCUUGGAAUGUGUCAAGACUGCCAAAGUUGAGAAUUCGGGAGAAGCUGAGGGGGAAAUUGGAGAUGAGAGAUGUUCUGAAUCUCCUUCUGUGAAAGUUGUGAAAAAGUCUCCUUGCAAGCAGCCUAAAGCGUCGCAAGUUGAGAAAUUCAUAUUGUUGAGUGAUGAAAGUGUUGCUGCUAAUGAUGGUUGUUCCAAGGCUGUGAAGGGGCGAAAGGGAGGUGCACUACGUAGUGUGUCUAAAUUGAAGCCUAGUUUGUAUGUGCUCUCUCCAUUCGAACGGGCAAAUCCCAGAGCUAAGAAAGCACAACCUUUGUACCGUGCUCCUCCCUUUGUUGUUGAGACACCAUUGACUCUGGAGGCAGUAAAGAUGCUUCAAUUUGCUUUUAGUAGUGAGUUUCCCGAA
Molecule: messenger RNA, 414 nt
Organism: Linum tenue
Lineage: Eukaryota; Viridiplantae; Streptophyta; Magnoliopsida; Malpighiales; Linaceae
Source: the annotation of a GenBank genome assembly